Ostreobium quekettii is the source of this 324-nucleotide messenger RNA. The record is from the annotation of a GenBank genome assembly. NCBI's taxonomy places the organism in Eukaryota, Viridiplantae, Chlorophyta, Ulvophyceae, Bryopsidales, Ostreobiaceae.
AUGACGAAGAAAAGGAGAAACAACGGACGAUCCAAGCACGGGCGAGGCCACGUGCGGCGCGUGCGGUGCGAGCAGUCGGGCGUCCUGGUGCCCAAGGACAAGGCCAUCAAGCGGUUCAUCGUGAGGAACAUCGUGGACGCCUCGGCGAUCAGAGACAUCCAGGAGGCUUGCGUCUAUGACGGGUACACGCUCCCCAAGAUCUACAGGAAGGUGUACUAUUGCGUGUCUGCCGCGAUUCACUCCAAGGUGGUGCGGGUGCGCAGCAUCAGAGACCGGCGGGUGAGGGAGCCGCCGAGGAGGUUUGGAUUUGGGGGUAAGAAGUAG